GAAGGAAAGUGACGCCUCACCUGAUUGGCUGGGGGAAGUCAUUGCCGCUGAUUUUCAAGGGACGGAGGAAGCGCAGGGCUAUCCAUCAGGGCUUCUCGGUUUUAUUCACCCCUUCAGCUUGUGUGUGGGAGCUGCUGAGACCAUUAUUAGGGACGGGACCAAGUGUUUGAGCGCCAGCCUUGAAGGCUAUUUCUGAAGCUCUGCCUUGAGUUGUGCGCGCCCUCGACAGAGAAAGUGGGGUGGGGGGAAGUUAGUUCAGCGCCUGGAACACGCGUACCUUUACAGGGGGGCACUGAGGUGUGAAGGGGAGGAAGAAAAACGGGGCACGGAGAAGCACAGCGCCCAUAGCAACAACAGCCUCUUCUCAAGACCGGUCAGACCAGUCCCCGUUCAGUUUAUGCCUCCCCUCCUUGUUCCUACAGCCGACACUCUCCCAUCCCUCCAGUGGCCCUCAAACGUCUUUGCAGACUUGGCCUCCCUCCCCUCGUUACCUGCCAGCGCACCUCCAGAGACACACCCUCUUCCUAGCGCGGCUCAGCCACUGGCCGCCUUUCUUUCCCUUUCUCGGUGCCACUGCAGCCGCUCCUGCUGCCCCUCCCCUGGCCCAAGUCCAUGGCACAUCCGCAGCAGCAGCAGCAGCAGGAAGACACCUGCUCGAACUGUGAACUGGACUCAGGGGACUGUGGAGACAUGAGUCUUAGGAAAGUGGCUCUCAUCACUGGCAUCACUGGCCAGGAUGGUUCAUACUUGGCAGAGUUCCUACUGGAAAAGGGCUAUGAGGUACAUGGAAUUGUCCGUCGAUCUAGCUCUUUUAAUACUGGACGGAUUGAACAUCUCUACAAGAACCCACAAGCUCACGUAGAAGGAAAUAUGAAGCUGCAUUAUGGAGAUCUCACAGAUAGUACUUGCCUGGUAAAGAUAAUUAAUCAAGUCAAGCCUACCGAAAUUUACAACCUUGGAGCCCAAAGCCAUGUCAAAAUAUCUUUUGAUUUAGCAGAAUAUACUGCUGAUGUAGAUGGAAUUGGCACUUUACGACUCCUAGAUGCUAUCAAGACCUGUGGUCUUAUAAACUCUGUGAAGUUCUACCAAGCCUCAACUAGUGAACUUUUUGGGAAAGUGCAAGAAAUACCACAAAAGGAGACGACCCCUUUUUAUCCCAGAUCACCAUAUGGGGCAGCCAAACUAUAUGCUUAUUGGAUUGUAGUGAACUUCAGGGAGGCCUACAAUCUCUUCGCUGUGAAUGGUAUUCUCUUCAACCAUGAGAGUCCCAGGAGAGGGGCAAACUUUGUAACUCGAAAAAUUAGCCGUUCAGUCGCUAAGAUCCACCUGGGGCAACUGGAAUGUUUCAGCUUGGGAAAUUUGGAUGCCAAGAGAGACUGGGGUCAUGCCAAGGACUAUGUAGAGGCUAUGUGGCUGAUGUUGCAAGUAGAUGAACCUGAAGACUUUGUGAUAGCUACAGGAGAGGUUCACAGUGUCCGUGAAUUUGUGGAGAAGGCAUUUGAGCAUAUUGGGAAAACCAUUGUGUGGGAAGGCAAGAAUGAAAAAGAAAUAGGCCGAUGCAAAGAAACUGGGAAGAUCCAUGUGACAGUUAAUCUCAAAUACUACAGGCCAACUGAAGUGGAUUUUCUUCAAGGUGAUUGCACUAAAGCAAAGCAGAAACUCACCUGGAAACCCAGAGUCACUUUUGAGGAGCUGGUGAAGGAAAUGGUGAACUCAGACGUGGAACUUAUGAGGAAUAACCCCAAUGCAUGAACCGUCUCCUUUUACAGAGCAGUCAUGACUGAGGCCCCCGCCCCAGGCGAGGCCAGAUUCUGAAUUUCGACAAUGUCAUUGGCAAGGGUGGGGAUAACAAUCACUUCAAUAGGUAUUAGAUUAUUUGCAGCCAUUUCAUUUUCCUGUGUUCAAUGGAUCAAUUUUUCUUUCCAAAUCUAAAGCAUUCAUUAGACUUUAAACUCCUUGUAAAAGGUAGAGUGGAAUGAUGGUGCUUUUUCUUCUGAUCAAAAAAGUUUUUAAAAAAUCUGAAUUAUGUAAGGUUGGGUUGGAUGCUAACUUGCCAUCCCAGUCCAUUUUCUUCUGAUAUUAAAAAUAACCUUUCC
Eublepharis macularius is the source of this 2096-nucleotide messenger RNA. It is a transcript of the gene GMDS, whose product is annotated as GDP-mannose 4,6-dehydratase. The coding region runs from base 613 to 1752 and encodes 379 amino acids. Gene Ontology annotation, molecular function: GDP-mannose 4,6-dehydratase activity. The record is from RefSeq and is a predicted model, not a curated record. Lineage: Eukaryota; Metazoa; Chordata; Lepidosauria; Squamata; Eublepharidae. The transcript has 11 exons. Gene Ontology annotation, biological process: GDP-mannose metabolic process.